CAAUUAAAGUGGACAUUAUGGAACAUGUAUGGGUUAUUCCAGAAUUGGAGGAACUCACCCAACACCCAAAAUAAUCCAUGCACAAAUACAGAAAUGCACAUGUGUAAAUUAUAGUUGUUCUGAGACAAAAUGUAACUAGCUGUAGUAAAAGUGAUUCCUAAAUACUAUUUAAAAUAAAAUUUUAUUUUUAUCUUCCAUGUGAUUGUUAAAACAUUGUUUUAGCAGACAUCUUAAAUAGUAGUAAUUAUGCUCUGAAUUUCUCUCAACAUACACAGGACCCUCUUAGUAAAACAUUUGAGCCAUCUUGACGAAAAGAAAAAAAAGUUUGUGACAUAGCAGAAAUUACAUCCAUUCACCAUUUUCUAUACCUCUUAUUGUCAUUAUCUAGCUAAUUGCCCUGACCAUGCGAAGACCUUGGUAAAUUGUCUCCUGUUAAUGUUUUUUUUUCAAUGUAUUCAACAAUAAUGGAGUGUUUCCUCAGACCAAUGCGACCCUGUUCCUCAUGAUCAAACAAAGGUGUGAUCACAGCUGAUGAGAAAUGUUCAAACCAAGCAGAAACACAAUCAAUCUAUGACUGGAAAGCUGUUGGACAGAUGGGGAAGUUGAGGAAGAUGGAGUUCAAGCAGAGUUGGAAGCAGCAGAAGAGGAGUGUGCUGCCGAGUGACGCUGUCGCCCUGGCAACCCUUCUUUUGCCGCCUGUGACGUAACAAAGUGGACGGGGCGCAGGCAACCCCGCUGCACACAAGACGGCGGCAUGACACUUGUCUUAUGCAAUAACAGAGCAGCACACACGAGGGAUUUCUCGAAAACGGUCCGAUCCGAUGGAGCAAACAGCGCUCAACAAAACUCGCGCCAAUUGGUCCCGGGCGCCGCAGUCGAAGUGACGCAGCCGCGGCGCCAAUCCGCGGGUGGGAUACUGGCACCCGAAGUCUCGGUCUCCCCAGUCUUUGGUCUCCGCAAGACCACCGAGUCGGGCUCUGCAGCGCAGGGGCUGCAGCGUUGCAUGGAAGCGGAGCGCGCGCGACCCGCCGCGGACAUGCUGCCCCCGAAGACCUGCCUGCCCAGGAACUACAGCUGCAUCGCCGGACUCUUCGGCAGCCUGGCUGCGGCGAAUCCUCGUCUGGAAGAUGGCGACGAUUUUGACAUCACGAACGGCACCCGCGAACCCGCCGACAGCCCCGUGGUGGACGAGAGGCCGCGCGGCCGGGAGACCUUCCUCAAGCCCCCGCAGAGCCCCAGCCUGCGCCGGCGAUGCAAGUCUCUGCCCACUCCCACGGAGAGAGCCAAGUUGGAAAUCUCCCGCAGCAGAAGUCCAACAAGUCAGAAAAAGGUGCGCUUCGCAGACUCUCUCGGUCUGGAGCUGAUCUCCGUGAAACACUUCGACGACUCUGACGAGCCGGAGGUGCCGGAGCGCAUUUUGGCCAAGUUACCUAAAUCCACGGACGCGAACCGCAUGGCCUCUACGAAAUUCCCCCGACCCCCGGCCCAGUCUGUAUUCAUGGAGCUGCAGUUCACCAGCCCGGGCAACCUUGCCGACUUCGAGCAGAAGGUGCGGGAGGUGAAAGUGCUGCUGGAGAGCGUCGAGACGGACGAAUUCAGCCUGUCGGGCUUCGUGCGCGUCUUGAACCUGGCCUUCGAGAAGAGCGUCUCUUUGCGCUACUCCCUCAACAACUGGAUCACCUUUAUGGACAGCUUGGCGUCCUACGUGCCCCACUCGAGCGACGGCGCCACGGAUCGCUUCUCCUUCAAGGUGGUCAUGCCCACCUACAUGGAGAACGGGGGCACGUUGCAGUUCGCCAUCAAAUACACAGUCGACGGCGACGAGUUUUGGGAUAAUAACAACGGGAGUAACUACAAAGUGCGGCGUCACCGGUUCAAGAUGUCCCCACCGAAGGAAUGGGAGAACGGAUGGAUCCACUUUAUUUAACCUCAGCCACACGCCGCGUGCGUAAAUUGUGCGUUCGUUGAAACCCCCGGGUACCUUAAAAGUGACUAACGUGUACAAAUGGGCGUUAUUAGUGUGUGCAUGGGGGUUAAAUACACGCAGUAUCAAAUAUAUACGUGGCGUGAGCAUUUGAGGUGCCCUGGUGAAGAGUUAAUUUGCCUUGAUGUCAGGGCUCUGCACAGCUCGGUGCCCUUUGGGAGGGCACGUCCACGUUAUGUAACGUGGAAACACGUGAGGUUAAAAUAUACCACCGCUCAUUCAUCUAUUAUGUCAUGCCAUUAAAUGCCUUUGUAAAGCAUGCUAUGGGAAGCAGUGCAUUGAUAGUUUUGAUUUUCUCACUAAGCACCCCCCCCCAAUGAUUACAUAUUUUGUUGCCAUAGAACUAUUCCCCCGAAAUAUCUGCAUUUUGGCCAUUCCAUUGUGUUCAUAGAGACUAGAUUCUGUCUAAAAAAAAAAAAAUAAAUAAAUUGUGUUGAUAUUGCCUCAACUCAUUCCCUUUUGCAAAUAGUGCAAGAGGACAUGUAGACCAAGAAAUUCCUAUCUUUUGAACAUUGAACAGAUAAGUAUAUUUUUAACAAGUAGCAUGUACUAUUAGUACUUUUUUUUUCUCCCAACUUCUAAGCUAUUUUUCACUGGUGAUUGUUUUCUUUGCGUUGUUGUCAAAUGAAGAAAGCAAGUAUAAAACGUCACUGUCUUUGAAAUCUUUGUUGUCCAUCACUGUUGAGAUGCAGUGCAAUGCUCUCCAAUAUCGUCCACUAACAUUUAUAUCAAAAGUUUUCCAAACUUUUCAGCUCACAUUCCAAAGUAGGAAUAUGGCUCCCCCUUUGUCCCGAGUUUACUAAAAUCUAUCCCUUGACAAAACAUUGAUUGAUAGACUCGACGCAAAUUCAUGACAAAGAAUGUUAAUUUACUCCAAGAAAAGAUGAAUAGCAACUUUGCAAGAAAUUGGCUGACUGGUUUAUCAAUAAAGAAAAUAAAUCACUUGCGGCAUUUAAACUAUGGCUGACCCCCAUAAAAAUGUACUUCUAACCGAAUCUAUUUUGUGUCCCAACCAGAACUUUGGCAAUCCCUUCCUUUUUUUAAUUUAUUUUUUAUUUUUUUAUAUAUAAACAAGAGAUUUCUAUUCACUUGUGAGUUGUCUUCCAAAUUCCACUUCUUCAGCUUUGCUCUCAUUUAUAUUGUUUUCAGUCUUGCUCACAUUUGGUGUGUCGUCGUGUGCGAUGCUAUCAUAGUUGUCUGUAAGUACAAGUCAGCACUUUUUAAAUUCUCUGUCUCUGAUCUGAACAUUUCUUUGUUUACAUUACAGCAGUCUCAGAGGGUAACUCUUCAUUUACUGAUGCAAUCUGGUUGAUGUGGACAUAAAAAGUUUUCCAGUAAGCACUUAGCUUUUAGAGCACUUCCACUGUGAAGCGCCCAAUCCAUUUUUGAAAAAAAAAAGUUUCCUGGUUCAAUAUUGGACUGCUAAAAUGAGAGCUAAGCAUUCUGGGACAACGUUUGCCUACGUAGCAUUGUCAUGCACUGUAUGUUAUUCAAAUGUGAUGUGGAUGUGCAAAGUUUUUGCUCUUUUUGUUAAAAGUGUAUUUGCACAUUGUUCAUGUUUGUCGAGCCCGCCCAAGCAUCCAUACAAAGUAGCAGAGUUCAGAACGUAAGAAAUGCAUCAAUAUCAGUUUAACAACAUGUGUAGUAAACCAAAUUUAAAAAGCAACUCUUUGUACAGUUCAUAUUUGACUGUUUAAUUGGCGAUACUAAGACAUUGUUUCAACAUGCUAGCCAGCUCUUAUUGGUGAAUCCCUAAUGAAGGGCUGUUGUCUGAAUCAGAUAUUCAUUUUAACUGCUUAUAUUAUGCUUCUCAUCCGAGCGCACUGAUAUAUGUAUAUAAAUAUGUACUGUAUUGUCAAUGUCUCAUACUGAAUGUCUUCAUAUUACUGUUUGCAAUGCGUGUACGAAGCAUCUUAAAAGCAGAUUAUAGAGAUGCAAUUGGUUCAGUUUUGACCUGUGAAGUUUCAAUACAAAAACCCAACUUGAAAGCACACUAGUAGACCUUGAAAUUAUUAAUGGGAAAACAUGAAUUGAGAAAAUUUGAAAUUCACAAUGUAAUUGAACUGGGCUCUUUUGCACCAUUGCAAGAGUGCGCCACCUUACUGUUAUAAGAGUUUACGAAGAAGAGAUGGAACCUUGUAAGUGCUUGUUUGUGGGGGGGGGGGGGGAUGUGAUUGCAGAGGGUUGGAAAUAUGUCCAGUGACACUCGCCAAAUGGACUUUGGUCUAUGGUGACAAGUAUGAGUGACUUGAGAUUGUAGCUGGAGCUGGGAGCGUUCACUCGGCGCCACCUUUAUUGCACUUUGAGGGAGGAUGCGGAAAGAGACGGUUGAUAGUAUGUACAUGGGGCAAUAGCUUUUCAUGUGAAAAGUGUUGUAAUAUGGUCCCUUUUUUUCUUUUUCCUGCCUUCUCUCAAUUCACUGCUUUGUUCUUUCACCGGGGCUUGAAAACGUUGGCAUGUUUUUUGUUUUGUCAAAUUUGGGAGCAUCAUCCUAGUAAUUAUUUUCCUAUGCAACCAUUUUAUCGUAAAUGUUUUGUCUCCUGAAUGUUCACCAUGUUUGCAUGCAUGCACAACUGAAACAAACCUUUAUUUUUCUGUUAGUUUAACCACAGAACCACUAUUUUAUUAAAUAAAUGCUCAAUAAAAAUGUUGUAACAAAUA
Molecule: messenger RNA, 4645 nt
Organism: Phyllopteryx taeniolatus (common seadragon)
Lineage: Eukaryota; Metazoa; Chordata; Actinopteri; Syngnathiformes; Syngnathidae
Product: protein phosphatase 1 regulatory subunit 3E
Exons: 4
Coding region: 755-1927 (390 amino acids)
Biological process (GO): regulation of glycogen biosynthetic process
Cellular component (GO): protein phosphatase type 1 complex
Molecular function (GO): glycogen binding; protein phosphatase 1 binding
Source: RefSeq, a predicted model, not a curated record